UAAAAACCACCACCUCACAUCUCUUUGAAUAUUGAGACCCAAAAUUUACUCAUUUUGAGACUGCAACUCGUCUACUCCGUCACACAUCGGUGGUUUACGGAACAAAAUCAAAUCCAAUAGAAAAAUGAAGUCGUUUUUUCUGAAAUAACAGAAAUUUCAGACUAAAACAAUACAACAUUCCGCCUUUUAUCAACGUUUUUUCCUUCGCUUCAAAUUGGGGAUUUGGGUUUUCUCCAAAUACAAACCCUAGAAAUUAAAUUGCUGGAAUUGGAAGAAUCACUGUAGUUGAAGAACACAGUAUCAGUAUAUUUUUUGUUUUCAGCUGCUUAAAAUUGAAAUAUGAGGUCGAAGAGACUGGAACUUCAAGAAGCUCAGCAGAAGCAGAAGAAGAAGCUGUCAACAACAAAAUCAUCUUCUGCAAGCGUCAAUGGCAGUUGGGCAAACGAAAUUGUGAGCAUUGCGGCGGAUGCAAGUGUCAAAGCGGUUGCUCUCAAGAAGAAGAGGUUGUCAACAACUAAACCAUCUUCUGCAUUUGUAAAUGGCAUUAGGGAAAACGAGAUUGCGACCGAUCCAGUGGACGAAAGACUCAUUGAUGACAUGCCUGAUGCUGGGGGUGAUAUUAGAGAUGAAGAUACCGACAGGGUUGAUUCUUGGAGCGAUGCUAGAGAUGAAGAUGCUGGCACGCUUGAUACUGGGAGAGAUGCACGAGAUGAAGAUGCUGACAUACUAUAUGGGGAUGGAAACGGGGAAAUGCAAUUUGCAGAAGACCAAUCGUUACCCACCAAAUCUGAUGAAAAUGCUGACAUGCUUGGCGCGAAUGAAAGGGUUAACAUGCAAUUUGUGGAAGACCAAUUGUUACCCACCAACUCUGACAAAGUUGCAGGUUCGUCAAGGAAAAGGAAACGGGAUAUGGUCCAAAGACAAGUAACUGACCCUCAUAGCGAGUCUAAUAAUGCAAACUGCACCGAUAAUGGCCAAGGAAGCACUUCUAUGCCAUCAGGUAUGCGUAAAUUGGUUAUAUUCGACAAAUAUGGGCGGCCUUGUGAUGUUGGGUCAGAAGUAUUUGCAACGGAUAUUGGUAGGAUAGUACGAGUGCACUGUCCUCCUGCGAUUGAGUCUUGGACAAAAGUUCCAAACAGCAUGAAAGAGAAUAUAUGGAAAGAUAUUGUUAUGAAGUAUGUCGUACCUGAAAUUUAUAAGCCUAGUGUUUUGUUAAGGGCUAACAAAGCUUAUAAAAAUUGGAAGCGUCAGCUGCGAGUGGAGUUGGAUAAACAUGAGACCAUUGCUGAGAGGAAAAGAAAUAUGCCAAAACGUAUGAUCAAAAAGAGAGAAGAUUGGGAGAGUUUUGUUGAUUUCUGCAAUACUGAUGAGGAUAGGAAACGUCGUGCAAUUGGUAAAAAAGCUAGAGAAGGUCUUGAAUUUUUACAUUCAUGUGGCAGGAAAGGAAUUCAUCGCAAAAUAUAUGACUUGGAAAAAGAGAGUCCAACUGGUGAAGUUACCAGAGCUGCGAUAUUUCUUGACACCCAUAUUUCCAAGAAAAUAAAUGAUCCUGAAUCGUCUUCAAUCUCAGAUAUUAAAAUGAGAUUAAUUAAAGAGCUUGUAGAAGCUAAUCCAGACGGUCAAAAAGACAUUGGCAACGAUGCUGUCACAUUGGUAUGUGGACGUGAUACAAGAGGUGUUGUAUUAGGCAUGGGAGGAGGUGUUUCGAUUACUAAGGUACGUGCUUCGGCGGCAAGUGUUGAGACUCUUCGCAAAGUACAGCAAGAAAACAAGAGUCUGCAGUCUGAUAUCCAUUUACUCCGAACACAGUAUGGAUUACCCACGCCAAAUCAUACUUCUACGCUCCAAACACGUGAUGAAUUACCUGCACAAGAUUAUACUACUCCACCGUAUACUCUAUCUGCGUCUGAUGUCCAUUCACUCCGAACACACUUUGGACUAUCCACACCAGCUCAUGCUUCUACACCAUCAAAUCAAUCUGCGUCUGACAUCCAUUUACUCCGAGCACACUAUGAAUUACCCACACAAAAUCAUACUUUUACACCAUCAAAUCUAUCUGCGCCACACACACAAAAUCGUACUUGUAGACCAUCAAAUCAAUCUGCGUCUCAGGCACCUGGCACGUCCAACUUGCCUGGUCGUUCACGCUUGGCACCUGAUUUGUCCAACUUGCCUGUCCGUACACGUUUGGCACCUAAUGGGUCCAACUCGCCUGUUCUUUCACGUUUGGCACCUCCUGCGUCCAGCUUGCCUGCCAGUUCAUGUUUUAUAAAGAACUUCAAAGGAAAAACCAUUGCUUUAGGUAGUAUCAACACUGCUGAUCCACCAAUGGAAAAUGUCCAUAGUUUGAUUAUCGAAGAAAUAUUUGACAGAAACGCAGAAUUAUUUGAUCAAGAUGGGAAGCUUGGAGAUAUUCUGAUCGGUGGCGUGAUUACUUGGCCAAAAGCAUGUGUUGUAUCCAACUUCCCUGCUAGCUCAUGUUUCAUAAGAAACUUCAAAAGAAGAAUCAUCGCUUUCGGUAAUUUCAACACUGCUGAUCCACCGAUGGAAGAUGUCUACAGUGUAAUCGUCAAAGAAAUUUAUGACAAAGAUGCAGAAUUAUUUGAUGAAGAUGGGAAGCUUGGAGACAUUAUGAUUGGUGGCGUGAUUAAUUGGCCAAAAGCAUGUGUUAAGCCUUGUUGAUAUAAUGUUUUCCAUUUCUUGCAACUAAUAACUAGAACGUCUAAAUGUGUAAUCCCGGCAACUGUUGCUUUUUGGGUUCUAGUUUUAGAAGUUUUUCCUAUAUCCUGGCAACUAUUGACCUGAGACCAAGUGUGUGCAGUUGCAGAAAAGAGCCCAUGAAAAUUUCAAAAAAUAUUGAGUUGCUGCA
Papaver somniferum (opium poppy) is the source of this 2869-nucleotide messenger RNA. RefSeq lists its product as uncharacterized. NCBI's taxonomy places the organism in Eukaryota, Viridiplantae, Streptophyta, Magnoliopsida, Ranunculales, Papaveraceae. Bases 340 to 2682 code for a protein of 780 amino acids. The record is from RefSeq and is a predicted model, not a curated record. The transcript is spliced from 8 exons.